AUGGAAGCUAUCCAGAACAAGUCAAUGGAGGAGAAAGUGGAGUAUACAGAGCACGAAGAGAAGCACCAUGUUGUCCCCGACUUCAAACAUGAAAAGUCCCCACGCGAGAAGCGAUUGCUGCUGAAACAAGACCUGGCGAUUGUGCCACUGCUGGCUGGGUGCUUCUUUUUUGCUUAUCUGGACCGAACGCAGAUUGGAAAUGCUAAAGUCAUGGGAAUGGAUGAGGAUCUCAAUAUGUCAAGCAGCCAAUACUACAACUGCCUAAUGAUGUUCUUCGUUGGCUACAUGGUAUUUGAACUCCCAGCGGCAUUGACCCUGCGGUACAUUCCAGCGCCCGUAGUAUUUGGUUCUGCCGUCGUGCUCUUCGGUGUGAUAGCUUGCUGUAUUGCUGCUUGCCAUUCUUACGCGCCGAUUAUGGCCCUUCGGCUUCUAACAGGGGCAUUCGAGGCAGUGGUUCAGACAGGCAAUCUCUAUCUGGCACAGUGGUACUAUCCCAAUGAAGUGGGAACUAGAGCAGCAUUUUUCUAUCUUCCGGCUCCAAUAGCAGGUGCAAUUGGCGGGCUCAUCGCUUACGGCGUUGGCAAAAACCUCGAUGGCAGCCAAGGAAUAUCUUCCUGGCGUUGGCUUUUUCUGGUAGAAGGGGUUCCUACUAUUUUCUGGGGCCUUCUGAUUCUCAUCUUCCUUCCUAAAUUUCCAGAAACAGUUUCAAAAUAUGGAAGUGUGAUUUUCAAGACGGAAGAGGAGCGGGAAAUGAUUCUUCAAAGAACCAAGAUCGCUAGGAAUGUGCCAGAUUCGAGGCCAAAAUCCGUUCAAGUCUGGCUCGCUAUCAAAGAUCCCAAGUCUUGGCUACAAGCAAUGGCUGUUGCGGCAGUGUGCUUAAAUGUGGCUGCAUUUGGAGUUUUCCUCCCUACUUUCAUAAGUCUCUUUGGCUUCUCAACGCUCAUGACUCAACUAUACACCAUGAUCCCCUAUGCAUUUGGCAUUAUCACUCUUCCGAUUGGAAACAUUCUGGCGGAUCGGUUCGACAAAAAGGGAAUCCCAAUUUUAAUUUGCCUUUCUGUUUGCCUGAUCGGGUAUAUUCUCCUUCUCACGAGUACCAAUCAAGCCGUCCUUGUGGUGGGAUGCUGCUUUGUCUCGGCCGGCGCUUAUCCCGCUGUCGUUCUGUCUAGCGCCUGGGUCUUGAUCUCACAUGCUGGCUUUACCAAGCGAGCCACUUCCUGGGCAAUGGCACAGAUCUUUAUUCAGUGCUACAGCAUUAUCAGUACGCAGGUCUAUGUUGAUCCACCGCGAUUUUUUGAGGGACAUGGUACACUACUUGGAUUGAACGCUCUAGGCGUGGUUGCUGUCCUUCUCACUAUGUGGAUCCUCGGCAAAGAGAACAAAUGCCGGGAUGCCGUGGCUGCCGAGUUUGCUGCGAGGGGAGAGAUCAACCCUGACAGUCUUAAGGAUUAUGAGGAGCUCUGUGACCAGCAUCCUGAUUUCAGAUAUACAUUGUAG
Molecule: messenger RNA, 1497 nt
Organism: Penicillium riverlandense
Lineage: Eukaryota; Fungi; Ascomycota; Eurotiomycetes; Eurotiales; Aspergillaceae
Product: major facilitator superfamily domain-containing protein
Exons: 6
Coding region: 1-1497 (498 amino acids)
Biological process (GO): transmembrane transport
Cellular component (GO): membrane
Molecular function (GO): transmembrane transporter activity
Source: RefSeq, a predicted model, not a curated record